This is a messenger RNA of Fundulus heteroclitus (mummichog), 2225 nucleotides long. It is a transcript of the gene lrrc57, whose product is annotated as leucine rich repeat containing 57. Gene Ontology annotation, molecular function: protein binding. NCBI's taxonomy places the organism in Eukaryota, Metazoa, Chordata, Actinopteri, Cyprinodontiformes, Fundulidae. The coding region runs from base 247 to 963 and encodes 238 amino acids. The transcript is spliced from 6 exons. The record is from RefSeq and is a predicted model, not a curated record.
CGAACCUGAAAAGGAUCAUUCUGUAGCAGCAACGCCCUCAGCGGAUCUUUCUCACUGAACUUGUUUUCAUCAUCUUUAGCAGAGUCCAGUUUACAAGUCCGCCAUCAUCAGAGUCUACCGUGAGCCUCUGACCUGGAGGAGGAGGAGGAAGAGGAGGAGGAGGAGCUCUGAGGAAACCGAUCCACCUCUGCUGCUCUGGAUAUGAACUCUACCCUGCUGCUGCUGUAGACUGAGCUGUAGGGCAACAUGGGGAACAGCGCGCUGAAGUCUCACCUGGAAACCUCCCAGAAAACCGGAGUGUUCCAGCUGACGGCCAAAGGCCUGCAGGAGUUUCCAGAGGAGCUCCAGAGGCUCACCGCUAACCUGAGAACGGUGGAUCUGUCGGGGAACAAGAUCGAGGUUCUCCCAGGCUCAGUCGGCAACUUCCUGCAGCUUAAAAGUCUGACGCUGAAUUCCAACAAGCUAACUGGCCUUCCUGAGGAGAUCGGCAAGCUGAAGAAGCUUGAGACCCUGAGUUUGAAUGGGAAUAGGAUCCAACAGCUACCCCCUGCUGUGGGCCAGCUCAAGGCCCUGAAGACCCUUAACCUGGCCGGGAACCUGUUCACCGAGUUCCCCGUAGGACUAGGAACCCUGAGGCACCUGGACCUGCUGGAUUUGUCCAGAAACAGGAUUCAGAACGUCCCAGCAGAGGUGUCGGAGCUGCAGACCAUUGAGAUCAACCUCAACCAAAACCAGAUCUCAGUGCUGUCAGCAGAAGUGUCCCGCUGUCCUCGUCUGAAAGUUCUUCGUCUGGAGGAGAACUGUCUGGAACUCUCCUCCAUUCCUGAUUCCAUCCUGACUGACUCCCAGGUGUCCCUGUUCUCCGUGGAGGGAAACCUGUUUGAAGUCAAGAGGCUCCGAGAACUGGAGGGAUAUGAAAAGUAUAUGGAGCGUUUCACUGCCACCAAGAAGAAGUUUGCCUGAUGUUCCCCGGCGACGAGUCUAAACUCCUAAACUCCAACCACGAUUGGACUUGGCCUCAGUCUUCACCCCCCCACACCCUGCACCAGCUGCAGCUGCUUAUUGGUCUGUAGUGAGGUGCUCCCCACAGCACUCCACAAAGACCCGGACCUGCUGAGAGGUGGAGACGGACAAUAACAGCGAGGAAGGAGCAUGAGAUUCAGUGUGGCGUUUUUAACAGGAUGCUUUAAAGCUUUAGUGUUCACUAAGUGAUGGGCAGCGACAUUCAGCUCCUCCAGGAGCUUUCAUCCAGAGGAACCAGCAGGACAACCUGCUUCCAGGGAUAGUUAAUUGAUUCCAUGCACUGUCACAAGUACAUACAAGGAAAUGGUCAUAAGGAAGUUUGUCUUGAUACAAAUGGGGGAAAACAGCAGAUUUCUAAUCCAGGAGUUUCUUCCCUCGUGAUGCUGGCCCAGCUGCACAGCUCAGCACAAACAGAGGAUACUUCGUACAUGUUAGACAGCAUCACAGGGCUUGAAGGUUGAUUAAUUUUUUUCUCUUUUUUUUUUUGUUCAUUUGCGUAAAGCCUGCCACUUUUACUGUGUGGCUGGUCAGCUUGUGGAGCGUACUCUUCAUAACAGAGUGAUAGGGGACACAACAUAUGUAGGGUUCUCACUCACACAUCAGAAAACAACAUCUUACAUCUGUCCCACUGUAUGCCCCACAUGCUUGGCAGUUAGAGGGUAUAACCCCCUCUCUAAUGCACCAGGCAACCCCAUCAAACUCCAUCCAGUCAGGGCUGCAUGUUACUUAAAUGCUGAGUAAGCAGUUUCUUCUCUAAGGCAGACAGCUGUUGCUUCUUAUUAUGCAGCAGACAGAAACAAUUAGAUGGAACGUGCAGAGCCUUGUAUGAAGAUGCUGUUUGAAUCCUUAACUUGUAGUUAUUCUGUGAAUGUCAACGUCUCGAUUUGGUUUUUCUCCUUUUAGUUAUAAAUCCAUACAUUUUUCAUACAGUUUUGGCCCCUGAAUUGCUGCAGCCAUGUUCCAGACGACUGUUUGAUAAUCCUGUUGUAGAAUGACACUUUACCAAGUUAUGACAUUAUUUAAAUCUGACUGUAAUCAUACAAAAGCCCCAACCACAGGCUCCCCCCUGUUAUCUGUUUGACAAAAGCCGUAUUGGAAAAGCUAUGAGAAAAUAAAAUCAAGCACAAAAGCCACAUAAAUACAUAAAUAAAAGCAGUACCUUGCUAAAAUAUUCAUUCCCCCAUUAUACUUUGUCACAUUGC